Haemonchus placei is the source of this 828-nucleotide messenger RNA. The record is from the annotation of a GenBank genome assembly. NCBI's taxonomy places the organism in Eukaryota, Metazoa, Nematoda, Chromadorea, Rhabditida, Trichostrongylidae.
AUGGUUGAUCCACUUCUGAGGCGAAUCGAUGUCAAGUUCAACACCAGCUCUGGUGAAGAGGUUUCUGUCGAGGCGGUGUAUCAGGAUACUGCCCCAUCUGGAUCUCGCCUGGGUACGGUAGUGGCGAUACAUGGUGCUCCAGGGUCUCAUAAAGAUUUCAAAUAUGUGACACCUCUAUUACAUGAGAAAGGAAUACGAUUCAUCGGAGUCAAUAUGCCUGGCUUUGGUUCCACUCCAGGUGACCCUCGACUUCGGUGUGACAAUACAGAACGUAAUAACUUUGUUUGUGAACUGAUUAACAGAAUCGGUAAUAUUGAACGAUUAGUAGUUAUGGGACAUAGCCGAGGAUCCGAGAAUGCAGUUGCUGUGGCUGCCAGGAAUACGAGGCUGGUCAGAGAAGAGCAAGUUUACAACAGUAUAAUCGGCCUUCGAUUAGAUACUGGUGAAAGGGCAAUGAUGUGUGUACGGACGAUGUCACACAUCGAACUUGCUGAAGGCUUACUACCUAAUAUAGAUCGGAUCAAUCGAAAACAAGAUGCUCGUGUACUUGUGGCUUACUCCGGUAAGGACUUUCUCAUUGAAACAAGUAUUUCACGAGAGCUGGCAGAUGCAUUCAAGGAUCACAUUGAGCUGAGGAGUGAAGAUGACGAUGAGUUAACAGAGAGCAAAGCUACACAACAAACACGGGACAUGUUCUCAAAUGGAACCAAAACAGUUUCAAUAAACUUCGAGAAGUGUGGUCACUUCCUCCAGCGAGAUCGAUCCCAGUAUAUCGCUGAUGCUAUAGAGGCGAUUCUUCAGAACAGCAAAGGAUUGCCAGCAUCUUAA